Messenger RNA from Talaromyces stipitatus ATCC 10500, 1026 nucleotides. RefSeq names its product short-chain dehydrogenase, putative. Bases 1 to 1026 code for a protein of 341 amino acids. The transcript is spliced from 2 exons. The record is from RefSeq and is a predicted model, not a curated record. NCBI's taxonomy places the organism in Eukaryota, Fungi, Ascomycota, Eurotiomycetes, Eurotiales, Trichocomaceae.
AUGCUAAAGACACUGUUUCAACCAAUCCAUUCUGUGCGUUUGCCACCACCGGGCUCCUUCAACAACCAAACCGUCCUGAUAACAGGAUCAAAUACCGGACUCGGACUCGAAGCUGUCCGCCAUGCAGUCUCCCUCGGGGCAUCCAAGAUUAUCAUGGGUGUUCGAUCAGUCGAAAAGGGAGAAAGAACUCGUGAGGACAUCCUAUCAAGGACUUCCACAGGCAAAUCAACAAAGACAGACAUCGAAGUCUGGAAGCUAGAUAUGUCAAGCUUCCAGAGCGUAAUGUCAUUCGUGCAUAGAAUGAAAGCAUACGUCUCCCAACCAGGCAAGAGACUUGACACCGCGAUCUUGAAUGCAGGUCUAGCCUCUGGGAUUUGGAAAUUAUCCCCAGACGGCUGGGAGAUGCAGAUCCAAGUCAACGGACUAUCCACGGCUUUGUUAGGUCUCGAGUUGCUACCGAUCUUGAUUUCGUCCGCUUCUUCUUCUCCAUCAAUACCGCAUCUAGUCAUCGUUGCCAGUGAUAUACACCAAGUCGCCCAGUUCCCACAACGAUCCGCACCACACAUCCUCCAAGCUCUGAAUAACGAGGAACAAUGGCGAGAAUUGCAGGCAAAAAGCCCAGUGGAACGAUACGCCGUGAGCAAGUUGUUCAAUCAAUGGACUAAUAUAGAAAUCUCAAAACUGGUGCCCGUCGAUUCUCAAACAGGUCAACCGAAAGUAAUAGUCACCAGUGUGACACCGGGCUUCUGUAAGAGUGAGCUGCUUUCGCGUGAAGAAGGGGCUCCGUGGUUGUUGAAAGCCAUACAAAUGGUCUCUGCGCGGACUCCGGCAGAUGGGGCCAAGACAAUUGUUGAUGCUGCGGUCAGGCAGGAUGGGCAUGGGAAAUGGUUAGAGAACCAGAAGUUGACUGAUCCGGGUCCGAUUGUGAGCUCACCGGAAGGACAAAAGAUACAGCAGAAGGCGUGGAAAGAAAUACUGGAUGUGUUGAAGAAAGUGGAUCCGGACUUGACGUUGGAUUUUUCUUGA